AUUGUAGUUAACUGAUAAGAACGAUCGAUAACGAAAUUCUAGAAUAUUAUUUGAAUUUGUUAAAAAUUGGGGAUGGAAGCCUGGAAAAUCGGUGUUAUUACAUCAGCUUGUAUUCUUUGUAUUAUUCUAAUAUCAGUGACUAUUUUCCUAGUUUUGAGAGCCAAGAAAACGCUUAAAUUUAAAAAAGCUCAAGAACGACUGGAAGAACACGAAAAACGCCUCUCAGCCUACAAUAGUCUAAAAUUAAAAGAUGAUGAUAAAAAAGAAACUGAUCAGGAUAAUAACUUUGAUGUAUUAAGAAACGAACAUGUGGAAAUAAACACUGCAGUACAACCAUACCCCCAAAGACCAACAUCACUCAACGUAGCGUCUUUACAGAACGGUGUAGAAAAUCCAGUAUAUAGAUCUGAUAAUGAUAUGACAAUAUUAUAA
This is a messenger RNA of Dimorphilus gyrociliatus, 432 nucleotides long. Lineage: Eukaryota; Metazoa; Annelida; Polychaeta; Dinophilidae. The record is from the annotation of a GenBank genome assembly.